AAGCUCCAAAGUAGCUCUGCAACUGCAAAUUUAACCCCAAAGUCACUGCCACAAAUAAAGAAAGCAAAGCUAACACGAGUCCGGCGAGUUUUGAAUCCUCCUUCUAUGGCAUGAUUUCCAUUUCUUCUUCCGUUUUCCACGGGAAGACACUUCCCUUCUCUUCUUUAUCUUCUCUCGAAUUCUUCAGUUCCUUCUCGAAAUUAUUGAUCUUGAUUUGAGCUUAAGAGAAGAGAAGAGAAAAAUUAGUGUUUCAGUAGUGAGAUCUAAUUCUCUUCCCAUGUUUUUCUCUAUAGAGUAGCAAUUAGAACUUCAAUCUUCAAUUUCAUUACCAUUACAUUGUUUCCGAUUCACAAAGUUGACUUUUUUUUCUUUGGUUUUAGCUUCAGUCACUUAUUUCCAAACACAAAUGCUACAGAAUUUAGCUUCUUCCAAGAUUCUUCAGUUGGGUGUACUAAAGUCUUGAAAUUUCUUUGUUUAAACAUUAAAAGUUUCUGUUUUGAUCGUUAGGUGUGCUUCACUGGUCUAUGAUGAUGAAUGUGUUAUAACUCUGUAUCUAUUCAUGUCGAUUCUAUGUGGUUGUUGCCCUCUUUUGGAAUGUGUAUACUGUCUUGGUUGUGCUCGUUGGGGUUAUAAACGUUGCCUUUACACGGCUGGUCACGACAGUGAAGAUUGGGGGCUUGCAACAACUGAUGAAUUCGAACCAGUUCCUCGGUUUUGUCGUUAUAUUUUAGCUGUUUACGAGGAUGAUAUUCGAAAUCCUUUAUGGGAGCCUCCAGAAGGAUAUGGGAUUAACCCUGAUUGGUUGCUUCUAAAGAAGACUUAUGAAGAUACUCAGGGUCGUGCUCCAGCUUAUAUAUUGUAUCUUGAUCAUGUUCAUCAAGAUAUAGUUGUUGCGAUCCGGGGGUUGAAUUUGGCGAAAGAGAGUGAUUAUGCGAUGCUUUUGGAUAAUAAGCUUGGUGAAAGGAAAUUUGAUGGCGGUUAUGUGCACAACGGGCUGGUGAAGUCUGCGGGUUAUGUUUUAGAUGAGGAAUGUAAAGUUUUGAAAGAAUUGGUGAAAAAGUAUCCGAGUUAUACUCUGACUUUUGCUGGACAUUCACUUGGGUCUGGUGUAGCUACAAUGUUGGCUUUGUUAGUGGUUCGGCAUCCGGAAAGAUUGGGGAACAUUGAUAGAAAGAGAGUUAGGUGUUUCGCUAUUGCGCCUGCUAGGUGUAUGUCGUUGAAUUUGGCUGUCAGAUAUGCAGAUGUGAUCAACUCUGUCAUACUUCAGGAUGAUUUCUUGCCCAGGACAGCUACGCCUCUAGAAGACAUAUUCAAGUCUGUGUUCUGUUUGCCAUGUUUGCUAUGCAUAAGGUGCAUGAAGGAUACAUGUGUUCCAGAGCAAAAGAUGCUCAAAGAUCCUAGACGGCUUUAUGCACCUGGUCGCAUGUAUCACAUCGUCGAAAGAAAGCCUUGCAGAUUAGGAAGAUAUCCUCCGGUCGUGAAGACAGCAGUUCCAGUAGACGGAAGGUUCGAGCAUAUUGUUCUUUCUUGUAACGCAACUUCAGACCAUGCCAUCAUCUGGAUCGAACGAGAAGCUCAGAGAGCUCUCAACCUAAUGAUGGAGAAGGAGAAGAAAAUGGAGAUUCCAGAGAAGCAAAGGAUGGAGAGGCAAGAAUCAUUAGCCAGAGAGCACAACUUGGAGUACAGAGCGGCGUUAAGACGAGCAGUAACGUUAGAUGUUCCUCACGCGGAGUCAAUGGCCUCUGAGUACGGAACAUUCGACAAAGCUCAAGAAGACCAGACCGAAGAAGAAGAAGAAACAGAGGAAGAAGAAGAAGAAGAAAAAGAAGAAACAGACUUGAUUGCACCAAUGGUGGGUGAAUCAUCAUCAUCAUCUUCUGUUCGACCAACUUACAGGAAGAAACGGAACCGUAGAGUUAGUUGGGACGAACUAAUCGAACAUCUCUUUGAACGAGACGAGUCUGGUAACUUGACAUUCGAGAAAUCAGAUUUGCCUCAAUGAUCAAGAUUCAAGUUCUUUAUCUAUGUAUGUAUGUGAAUGAUAUUGUAUUGUGUAAAAACAGUUCAUUACAAUCAUCAUAAUACAGACCACAUUGGUCUGAGUUUUAUUACAGAGGAUUUCUCAUAAA
Messenger RNA from Arabidopsis lyrata subsp. lyrata, 2129 nucleotides. RefSeq lists its product as uncharacterized. Gene Ontology annotation, biological process: lipid catabolic process. The record is from RefSeq and is a predicted model, not a curated record. Bases 560 to 2002 code for a protein of 480 amino acids. NCBI's taxonomy places the organism in Eukaryota, Viridiplantae, Streptophyta, Magnoliopsida, Brassicales, Brassicaceae. The transcript has 5 exons.